CAUCGUUCUAUCGAAAAUUAUAGUCCAUCGUUGCAGAUUAGGUGUUAUAAACACGAUUAUGCAUAGCGGCAAAUCUCUGCUUUGGCAUCUUCCUGUUCCUCUAUGAAGAAAAAUAAAUUGGCAUGAUUUAUCCACCCUUUUAUCCAUCAAGCCACGUAGCCUCUAUCUGCGUUCGUAAUCCGAAACCUAACGUUAUAUUUUGUAAGAAGCAGCAGGAGUUGCAGUAACAGCAACAUGUCAUCUGUGAAGGAAGACUCAGGAGGGCGGCGCAAGAAGGAGGUUACCGCGCAGCUCACCUCUUAUCUGAGCCAUGUGCAGUACUACAUCGAUUUCUGCCGACAACUGCCGAACUCAAACAAGAAGUUCCACACACUUGCGGCAUUGGUACUCAAAAUACGACUCUUCCUUGUGACAACUCUUGAUCAAUAGAUGCACCCUUCUGGUGACGCACACUCGCGGCAUUGGUACUUGAAUAAAUACAAGGACUCUUGUGAUAACUCUAUUUGAUUAUACGUUUACUUCUUCAGAAUCAGAAACAUCAACUAAGGAGCCUGAAUAGAGCAGGAGCACAAGGUGGAAAGAGGAAACCGCAAUAAAAUCAGAACUAUUUUCAUCUUUGUAGAGGCAUCUUCCCCUUCCGCUUCCAAGUUGUAUACUUUCUUACACACAAAAAUCCCGAAAUAAUAGUCCCAUCAUGUUUCAUUACACAGGUCCUCCUCAAGGAAAUGACGACAAAGGCCCAGGAAGUCGAAUCAGCAGUAUGCCACCAUCUUUUUGAAACCGACCGCAUUGAGCUCGAGCGUUUUGUUCAAAAAAUGAAUGGCGACGAGGUACUUCUAUUAAGUUUGUUACCUUUCUGAACUUUUUGUAUCGAUAGAUUUCGGUGAAGCAGAGGAAUCUGCACUACCGUAAUCAACAAGAACUGUAUUCUAACAAAGAUCAUCUACUAAGUACAACACUGACAUCUUCCUUCUAUAAGCAAUAUAGACACUGCACCCUCUUCUUGUUGUCCAAGAUCCUCUUGUUCACUCCAACAGGAGUGGGAGCGAAACGUGGUCCAUCUUCAGAAGCUUGUGCUGGAGACGGUACGCGAAAAACUAGAUCUUGCAGCCCGCGACGCAGAGCCAAGCUGCUAUCCUUCCUCGACCGACGAUCUAUCGAAACUGCAGCAAGGAGAGGGCGCGUUGCUUCCCGACGUUGCGCAGAAUGCGGCACAGAGCAGCGUCGAGGCAGAUACUGCGGCACCAGUGGCGCCAGCCAUGGCCACGAUCUUGCAGAGAGGCGUCGACGCAGACAGUUCUAUGAAAUUGCAGCCAAAUACCAGCGGGGUUGCUGCCAUGCAAACGCGGUUGAAUUUGGGGGGCCAACAGAAUCUUCUCAAUGGUGAGAUCAAUUUGGCUGCAGCUUUGCAGCAGCCUGGCGCACUGCCAGCGCAAAACAAAGACUUCAGUAGUGCAGCAGUGGGCGAGAAUGGCAGUUUUUUAGCCGGUUUGCUUCCUGCAUGGUUGGGUGGCGGUGGUCAGAACGAAAAGGAAAAUGCUGCAUCCGAGUUGUCCUCAGUGGCUCCCAACGCUGGGCUGAGUCAACAGAUUCUCCAACGUAUGCAGCAAGAAGCUGCCGCAUCACAGCCACCGCUGGUGAACACUGGAAUGCCAGCACCGCCGGGUCAUUUGCAACCUCCGAACCUCUUCAUGUCGAUGGUGGCAGCACAGCAGCAGCAGAUGAAAAUACAACAGGUACUUGAGUUUUUUUUUUUGAAGCUUGUGAUCAUUUACUUAGCAGGGAGCAACAUACAUUUGAAUUCGCAUUGGUAAGCUAAAAAAGCGUCUCGGCGUGUUCCUUUAGAAUUAGAAAGAGCUAAGGCUAACAUCAUACUCAUAGAUUGUGAGAACAGCAUCAUCUUUAUUCCACGUGGUGUCCUUUUUUUUUGAAUGAUUUUCCUAGGGAUCGUCUGCCGCGUCUGAAGUUGCGAGUGCUGUCGGCGGAGCGGCUUCAGCUGUGUCCGCUAUGACAGCGACUAGUUUCGUCCGGGGCCCUGCGCCAGACCGGUUUCCAAAGGUCGUGCCCGAUGGAGAUUUUACGGAGGAGCAGCAGGGAGAGCAAGAUCAAAACGCCGCUGGUCAAGAACAGUUUGAAGUUCCACCAACAGUGCCAGUCAUGAAUGCUGGAAUCCUCCAGAAUGGGGUAGCAGCAACAGAAGACGCUAGUGGCGUUGUGCCUCCGACUGCUUUCCUGAAUCAAUCCCCGCAAAAGCACCAGACCGCAGGUGACCAAACUUUCUUAAGCGGCACUGCAAGCAAGCAGCCACUUCUGCCGCCACUAGAUCCGAAUGCCUUUAGCUUCUUGCAAGAGCCGAAACAAGAAUCAGCACAAUCGAUGGAGGUAUUAACACUGGUGAUUUUUUGCAGAUUUCGCUUUGACGAUAUCGAUAACAAUAUUCAUGAAAAAUUUAGUAUUGAUGUUGAACUUAAGAGUAAGCCAAAGCCUGGUCUGGAGAUAUGAAACAACAACCAUUUUUUAGAUUAUCUAUCAUCAAUUCCCUGGUAUCCCAGACCGCGACUCGGCCAUUUUCCAAUUAUCAGGACAUGAUGGCCUCGGUAAUGACGAAGAUGUCCCAGCCGUUCGAGUUCAAAGCACGGUCUGAGUUGACAGUGAAGCCCCUGAACCCGGUGGAGCCCAUGAAAAUCAAGGCAAAGCCCAUGGUCAAAUCGGAUGGAUUGCAACAAAAAAUGUUGGAAAGUAUCAAGCGCUUCAAUUCCGUAGCUAGUCAGCUUCCCCCUCGACAGUACGUAACCAUGGACGCGCAGCCUCUCAAAUUCCUCAACGUGGAUCCUCUGCAAAAGAACUUUGCCCCGCUCUUAAGGCUAGUAUAUCACUAUUUGGUGUGAGGUAUCUAUCCUGAGUGGCGGCUCCCUUGAUUCAAAAGGAAAAUCAACGGGAAAGAAAGCCACUCAGUCAACCACGGAUAGCGAUUGACUAGCGUUAACGCUCUCUGUUGGCCAAGUCGGCGUUGCGUUUGGCGGAACUGGCGCCGCCAGUGGGAGCAGCCAGGUAGUUUGCACUUUUAUCCCAUAGGCUUGAGACGCUCGUGUUUAUAUGAAAGCUGCCUGAUAAUUUUUUUUAUGAAGUACUUUGAACACGACAGCUCUGACAUCAUACAGCAAAUCCCAAAACAGGUAAGCCGGAUGGGAACGAACGCUAUGCCGGGCCCUCUCGGCGGUCGCUCGACCGAAGUACCAGUAUGGCAAAAUGGACAGCCAGUACCUGUGGCCCAGGUACCUGCCAGCAAUGACCUCCUGGAAAAAGUCGCAAGGGUGGAACCCAAUGUGGAGUACUACAGUACCACACAUGGCCGAUGGAUUCCGGCGGUGUGCCUCGGUGAGAAUACAGAUGGAACGCUCCGACUCGAUGUCAAAAUGUGUGCUCCACCAGAGAGAGUUCGACUGAGGGGACAAGAAAAUAGCGGAAAGGAAGACGUAUUCCCUGUGUUCCAUCUACUUUUGUCUGAGACUUUCAUUAAAGAUACCUUCUGCCUUACACUUGUAGAGCUAGGGUCUGCGUCUGAGUCUCCAUCGCAGCAGCUGCCUACCAGACUUUCUGUCUUAACAUUCUUCGAACUCGGGCCACCUCCUUUUUACAACAAUCUGAUCGUGCUCAGGACUGCGCUGUUCCUACUGGGCCUUCCUUCGCCGCUGUGCCACAGCUCAAUCAGCCUGCGCGAGGGCAGACUCAUGGGUCGACGAGUGCCCCAGGAACCCAACCGGUAUUGACGCAGCCACACCUUGCUGCCUACUCUGCCAGCAUUCUCAAUUGCGGCCACGCUGGAGGACUCGGUGGUCAGCCUUCUAGCGUUGUCGAUGAGCACCAGAUGAACAUGCGAACCGGACCAGCGUACAUCCCGCUGAUGGCCCCCCCAUCGCAGGAGGCUGCGCCGGGACAUGACUCGAGGCGGUCGCAUAUCGGGCAAGGGAUUCCCGACAUCGGUGCGCCGCUUCUUGGCGGCGGCGAGGGCUGCGACAGGGCAGAAGAACCGGCGCCUCGCGGCGUGCGGUUCAAUCAGAAGACUAGCGUGUAUUCAGCUGGCGUGCGGGAUUCCUGCGUGAGCUUACCAGCGGAAAUGUCUGCAAGAGAAGAAGCACAAGGCAUCAACAUGGAAAAUUUUCCGGAGGGAGACCCAGAACACGAACUGUUGGACACAGAAACAAAGCAGAUCCUCGAAAUGCACAAGCUCGGAGAACGCUAUCGCGCUUUCUCGGAACGAAUCUCGAUGACCCUCAACAACAGCACACUGUCGGCCGAGGACCAGCAACGAGGAUCAUCCCGAAAAAGCAUGGAUCCCUCGCAGAAUGAGUACGCAUGAUCUAGCUCUGAGUUGUAGAUUGUUGCUUUGUGACUAGUUGAUGCCGAAGAACAACUCGUACCCAUUGAGAAUUCCUGUAAUGUGCCAAAGUUGAGGAUGGAGGAUCAGGAUGAGCAGUAUACCUUCAUAAAAGAAUGGAUCAAAAAUGCAAUCAGGGCAUCUUCACAUCAACCAUGUCACAGGUCUACAGGCGGCAAUGUGCGCCCUGUGAACUGUCCGAAAUUCAUGGAGACAAUUGACGAACUUCACGGCAUGCUUGUGCGCUUGCUCGAAGACCCUACACUAUCGGAUCAAAAGGAAGCAGCUAGAAUUUCCGAGAAGAUCGAGCAGCAGAAGCGACUAAUCUCCGAGCGGACAAGUCGCGCAAACGUCGAGCGAGAACUGAGUGCGGCAUCGAGUUCAAGGUAUGCCGGAUCUGCCGCGGGACAGUACUCAAGAAACAUGGAAGAACGCGCAACGCCGGCGGGAGGUCCCUCUGGUGCUUCGGGCGGAAGCGGGAGUCCCUUGCCGGUUCGAAGUGCGCCGCCUCGUGGACGGCCAGGCGCAGAUACAAGCAUGCUAUCCGAGCGCGAGGACGAGGGCCACAGUCAGUACUACUCUGAGCAGGAGGAGCCUCCUUUAGCGGCAGCAGGACAUCAGAGCAGCUAUGAGGACAGCAAUCACCCCAUCAACUAUUCCGAUGGCGGCGCUUCUUCCGUACUUUCGAACAACCAGAACUACUACCAAUACAACCGAAAGAACGAGGAGGACGGGACGAGCAGCCGAAGCGCGAGAAGCCCUCCGCGAGUAGGAAGAGGACGGAACGACGAGUCUGACAGCAAUAUCAACCUUGAAGGAGACGAUCAGAUACUGCAUCAUCAAAAUCAUGGAAGCUACGAUGAUGAGCCCUAUGUCAGUCCCGAAAAGCCGCCAGUGUCGAAGAAUUUCUACCGAAACGGGCGCAUGUACAAAUCAACGUACACAUCGUCCAGUAGCGGCGCAGCAAAUUACGCAGGUGGAGGUGCGGCGGCAGCCAGCAGCAAUUAUCCAGGUGAUGGCGGCACGUCGUCCGGUGCAGAGCAGCUGCCGCCCGCAGGCUCGGGUGGAGGUGCACGCGCGAUGUCGACGCGCCCGGGGCAGCCGCGCCGCAUCUUCUCAGGCCGUGUAGCCGACAACGCGUGGAUGCGUCGGCGACGAGACGAUGAAUAA
Molecule: messenger RNA, 5548 nt
Organism: Amoebophrya sp. A25
Lineage: Eukaryota; Dinophyceae; Syndiniales; Amoebophryaceae
Source: the annotation of a GenBank genome assembly